UAUUUAUGUGAAUGUGUGAAGAAAGAAGGGAUCAUAACUUGUUGUCAGAGCGUGUUAUGGUGAGAAUGGGAGAGAGUCCAAAGAGUCCAGAGGCUAAGCUGGGGUUGCGAGUAGAGGAUCUAUGGGAUGUUCAAGAGCCACAGCUGAGUCCUGAUGAGAAACUCAAUGCUUGCUUUGAGAGCAUCCCUGUCUCUGCCUUCCCUUCACCCCCUUCAAAUCAAGAAGUUGAGAUAAAAUCAGAUGCCACCCUAGCCGAGGCAGUAAAAAUACUUGCACAACAUAACAUCCUUAGUGCACCUGUGGUGGAUGUAGAUGCACCCGAAGAUGCUAGUUGGAUUGACAGAUAUAUAGGAAUAGUUGAGUUUGCUGGAAUUGUUGUAUGGAUUCUGCAUCAGUCUGAACCGACAUCUCCCAGGAGUCCAUCCAGUGGAGCUGCAGUUAAUGGAAUAACUUCUACUCAAGAACAUGAAGCAUUAGGCCUUGAAUCUGCGGCGAAAACUUCAGGAAAUUUCUUUGAGGAUCUGACUUCUUCUCAACUUUAUAAGAAUACAAAGGUUCGUGACAUUUCAGGGUCAUUCCGUUGGGCUCCAUUUCUUGCUUUGGAGAGAUCAAACUCAUUUUUGACCAUGCUUUUGCUGCUUUCCAAGUACAAGAUGAAGAGUGUUCCUGUGGUGGACUUAGGUGCAGGUCGAAUUGACAACAUUAUUACGCAGUCUGCUGUAAUUCACAUGUUGGCAGAAUGUGCUGGUCUUCACUGGUUUGAGAGUUGGGGAACCAAGAAACUGUCUGAUGUUGGUCUUCCCAUGGUGACACCAAAUCAUAUCAUCAAGGUUUAUGAAGAUGAACCAGUGCUUCAAGCAUUUAAACUGAUGAGGAAAAAGAGAAUUGGAGGGUUGCCAGUGAUGGAAAGGGGUGGCAGCAGGGCAAUUGGUAACAUAAGUCUGCAAGAUGUUCAAUUCCUCCUAACUGCUCCUGAAAUCUACCAUGAUCAUAGAUCUAUUACAGCAAAAGACUUUCUGAUAGCCGUCAGAAGCUACUUAGAAAAGCAUGAAGGGGUCUCUCCUAUGUCAGGUGACCUGAUUACAUGCAACAAGGAUUGCACGAUCAAAGAACUGAUUCAACUGCUUGACCAUGAGAAGAUUCAUCGAGUCUACGUUGCUGACAAUGAUGGGAAUCUUGAAGGGCUGAUCACACUCAGAGAUAUCAUCUCAAGGCUAGUACACGAGCCCCGUGGCUAUUUUGGUGAUUUCUUUGAUGGGGUUCUCCCCAUGCCUCCAAACAGCAGGGUUUGACAUGCAUCCAGGAAGAAUAACUUCUAAUCCAUCAGUAACUAAUUGAAGUGUCUCAUUGGGGCUGAGAACAAUAUCUUGGGGGGUCUUUGUAACAUAAGCGGUUUGCACUUUUCAAGUUAGUUCUCGUUUAAACUUGGGUGAAACUGUAAAAAGUGAAAUUUUGUGUAAUUUUUGAUGUAAUAAUCGGGGAGUUUCGGUCCUUUUGAGCAAGUUGAUCCGUAAUCAAACUAUGUUUUGAGAUACUACUCAGCAAUUUAGAACCAAUAAUUCGUACCCUA
Messenger RNA from Cajanus cajan (pigeon pea), 1570 nucleotides. Its product is annotated as SNF1-related protein kinase regulatory subunit gamma-1. Lineage: Eukaryota; Viridiplantae; Streptophyta; Magnoliopsida; Fabales; Fabaceae. The record is from RefSeq and is a predicted model, not a curated record.